Molecule: messenger RNA, 1053 nt
Organism: Fraxinus pennsylvanica
Lineage: Eukaryota; Viridiplantae; Streptophyta; Magnoliopsida; Lamiales; Oleaceae
Source: the annotation of a GenBank genome assembly
AUGAAGAAAUUCAUUGCUUGUCAACCUGUUAUCACUUUUAUUCUGGUUAAUUUGGAACUACCAGUCCCAGAUGCAACAUUUGGAGAUCCAAGAGCUCAGAUAGUUCAUAUGGUCUGUGGAAAACAACCUUCUCCCAACACCUCCAUCUUUGUCGCGACCUUUGUCGACACAAUGGAAAAAAUAAGCCGGCAAAUGCAAACCUCGGGAUAUGGUAUGGCAGUAACGAGCUCAGGACCCGACACUAAUUAUGCACUAGCAGACUGCUAUGGUGAUCUUUCUUUACAUGAAUGUGCGCUAUGCUAUGCUGAAGCACGCACUAUUCUUCCUCAGUGCUUUCCUUCCAACGGUGGAAGGAUUUUCCUCGAUGGCUGCUUCAUGAGAGCUAAGAAUUAUAGUUUCUUUCAAGAGUAUACUGGACCAAAUGACAAGGUUCUCUGUGGAAAUGGAAGUCUUAAUCCUACACAUGGAAAUGGAAGUCUUAAUCCCACACAAGGAAAUGAAAGUCUUAAUCCUACACAAGGAAAUGGAAGUUCUAAUCCCACACAAGGAAAUGGAAGUUCAAAAGGGAAAAUAACAAUCAUUAUAGUGGCUACUGUUAGUUCAAUAGCUGUUUUGGUUAUUAGAGCAGUCGUUGGAGUUUAUAUCUGGAAGCGCAAAACAACACAGAAGAAGAAUAAAGAGAAACUCGUGAAGUCCCUUUAUGAUAGCUGUUUGAACUUUAAAUAUUCCACACUUGAGAAGGCAACUGGUUCUUUUGAUGAAGCCAACAAGCUUGGGCAAUGUGGAUUUGGCAAAGUGUCUUUUCAAGAAGACAAAAGUCAUAUUAGCACCGCCAUCGCUGGAACAUUAGGAUAUAUGGCUCCAGAAUACUUAGCCCGUGGCCAGUUGACAGAAAAAGCAGAUGUAUAUAGCUUUGGUGUACUUCUUAUUGAAAUUGUCACUGGGAGGCAGAACAACAGGAGCAAAGCUUCUGAGGACUCGGAUAGCUCAUUAACACUAACCUACAAUGCUUUUAAAUCUCCUGUUGAUUCUCAAGAUGCUGAAAGUCAUUAA